Erigeron canadensis is the source of this 2070-nucleotide messenger RNA. RefSeq names its product type I inositol polyphosphate 5-phosphatase 2. The transcript is spliced from 11 exons. Gene Ontology annotation, molecular function: phosphatidylinositol-4,5-bisphosphate 5-phosphatase activity; inositol-polyphosphate 5-phosphatase activity; phosphatidylinositol-3,4,5-trisphosphate 5-phosphatase activity. Gene Ontology annotation, biological process: phosphatidylinositol dephosphorylation. Lineage: Eukaryota; Viridiplantae; Streptophyta; Magnoliopsida; Asterales; Asteraceae. The record is from RefSeq and is a predicted model, not a curated record. The coding region runs from base 69 to 1817 and encodes 582 amino acids.
UCUACAACAAAAAGAAGAUUGAAAAAAAAAAAAAAAGUUUUCUUCAUUUUGCAAUUUCUUCUGAGACAAUGAAAACCCGAAGAGGAAAGCGUUCUGAGGCAUUUUGGCCAUCAAUGGUGAUGAAGAAAUGGCUAAACAUUCAGCCUAGAAAUAAUGACUUUAGUGAAGAUGAAGUUGAUACAGAGACUGAAAGUGAAGAUGAAGUUUGUUCUAUGAAAGAAGAAAGAAUGCGGUUUGAUAAGAAUCGGGCUAGAACCCAAAGAAACAUGUCUUCAUCUACAAAUCAUGCAUUAGAUGGGUUGCCACCAAAAGGGAUGGUAAAACAUAAGAGAGGGAAAUCCGAGACGAUGCGUGUUCAUUAUAUUAAAACAAAAGAUGUGAGGAUGACAAUUGGCACUUGGAAUGUAGCUGGAAGGCUACCUAAUGAAGACCUAGAGAUUGAUGAGUGGCUUUGUAUGGAUCAACCAGCUGAUAUUUACAUUCUUGGUUUCCAGGAAGUUGUCCCUUUAAGUGCUGGGAAUGUUUUGGGGGCUGAAACACGAAGGCCCAUAUUAAAAUGGGAGGCCAUAAUUCGAAAAGCUUUGAACAAAACACCUGAGCGAGUGGCCUUACACAAAAGCUACAGUGCUCCAACUUCUCCACUCUUGAACAACAAUGGCGAUUUAGGCCCUACCAAGAUCAUAAGUGUUCCGGAAACAAAAGUGAUUAAUAUAUUAAAUUGGCCUGAAAAGGCAUUGGACCUAAAACCAAAAGUUGUUUCUUCUGGUGCCAAGCUAAGAAGGGUGUUAAGCAGCACUGCAAGAGUGAGCUCUGACUGGUUGGCACCUCAAGAAACCAGUGGUGGGUUAAAAAGGGUGCACCAUAGCUCCGGUGAUUUGGGAUUGCUAUGGACCGAGCAGCAAGAAAGGACAGACAUGGUUGACUCACUUGAUGAUGUAAAGGAACAAGUUUUGGAGGAGGAAGAUGACUUUUUUGAAGUGGAGCAUGAAACGUUGCCUUUAGAUGAUCAUGUAAACUCAAAUCAUAGGUAUGUAAGGAUCGUUAGUAAGCAGAUGGUUGGCAUAUACAUUUCAGUUUGGGUUCGGAAGAGGCUAAGAAGACAUAUAAACAACCUGAAAGUCUCACCAGUUGGGGUCGGGCUUAUGGGAUACAUGGGAAACAAGGGAUCAGUUUCCAUUAGCAUGUCUCUUUAUCAAACACGGCUAUGCUUUGUUUGUUCUCAUCUGACCUCGGGCCAUAAGUUUGGAGACGAAGAGAGACGCAACUCGAAUGUAUCUGAGAUCCUGAAACGCACACGUUUCUCAUCUGUUUUAGAUCCUGAUCAACCACAGACAAUCCCAAGUCAUGAUCAGAUAUUCUGGUUUGGUGACUUGAAUUACCGUAUCAAUAAGCAAGAUGAUGAGGUCAGAAAGCUCAUAGCCAUAAAGAAGUGGGACGAAUUACUCAAUAGUGAUCAGCUCUGCAAGGAACUGAGGAGGGGAGGCGUUUUUUAUGAAUGGAAUGAAGGUGCCAUUGACUUCCCUCCAACAUACAAGUAUGAAGUCAAUUCCGAUCGUUAUGUAGGUGAAAAUCCAAAGGAAGGAGAGAAAAGGAGAACACCAGCAUGGUGUGAUCGCAUAUUAUGGAUGGGGAAAGGCAUAAGACAACUUUGCUACAAUCAAGCAGCAAUAAAAAUGUCUGACCAUCGGCCAGUUAGUUCAGUGUUUGCAAUUGAAGUUGAAGUUUUUGACCCAAGAAAGCUGCGCAGAGCUCUCAAUUUGACCAGUGCUGCAGUGCAUCCCGUGAUCAUGCUAGAUGAAGGGGAACUGGAACUAUGACACUAGUAUAAGCCCGAGUUUAUUCAUACAUUCUGGAUCUUCAUUUUUUUUGUAGGAUUAGAAUGAUGCUUUUUUGACUUACUGUCAGCUUUAUAGAAGGGAGAUGGUCUUUUCACAAAAUUAUAGAAAGAAAAUAAGAGGUCUGUCAUUGGAGUUAUAAGGUGGAUUACAGUGUGUAUAGAAAUAUAAAUGAAUAGUAUGUUUAAUCGGUAUAUAUGGGGAUUGGAUGAAAAUAAAGAUUUUAACUGUUCAA